Molecule: messenger RNA, 854 nt
Organism: Dioscorea cayenensis subsp. rotundata (Guinea yam)
Lineage: Eukaryota; Viridiplantae; Streptophyta; Magnoliopsida; Dioscoreales; Dioscoreaceae
Product: peptidyl-prolyl cis-trans isomerase FKBP17-1, chloroplastic
Exons: 4
Coding region: 19-666 (215 amino acids)
Molecular function (GO): peptidyl-prolyl cis-trans isomerase activity
Source: RefSeq, a predicted model, not a curated record
UUUUCAGGCCGGGAAAGGAUGAGCGCCUCCGUGUGCGCACUCUCAUCCUGUUCUCCAUCUCACCACCUCCCAAUCGCUCACCGUUCUCUUCCCAAAACCCUAACCAUCAUCCCUACCUUCAUCUCUUCGAGAAGAUCAGCUCUCAUCUCCAUUGCCAUUCUCCUUCCUUCCUCCUUCCUCGCCUCAUCAUCCUCUCAUGCCUCCCUUUCCGAUUUCGUCCAACUCCCCGCCUCCGGCGGCGUCAAGGCCUUGGACCUACGCAUCGGCCACGGUGAUUUACCCAUUGAUGGCGAUCAGAUUGCAAUCCAUUAUUAUGGAAGGUUGGCAGCAAAGCAAGGCUGGCGUUUUGAUUCUACUUAUGAUCAUAAGGAUGAGGCAGGUGAUCCUGUCCCUUUUGUCUUCGUCCUUGGCUCUGGAAAGGUCAUUUCAGGCAUUGAAGCUGCAGUGAGAUCGAUGAGAGUAGGGGGAGUUCGUCGAGUUAUUAUUCCGCCUUCAGAGGGUUAUCAAAACACAAUGCAAGAGCCAAUACCGCCAAAUUUCUUCGAUCGGCAGAGGCUGUUCACCACCAUUUUCAACCCAACUCGUCUUGCUAACGGAGAAGGAUCUUCACUUGGCACGCUUGUAUUCGACAUUGAGCUUGUGAGCCUAAACCACCCACAACAAUGAGGGCAAUAGAACUCUCUUUCAACUCAUGUCAAAGAGCACAUUUACUGAGAUGUUUGUUUUACAAUGGAUUCAGACAUACACCUUUGUAUCAUUGCACUUAGCACCUAAAAACUUUAGGUGAUCUACUGUAAAUUCUAUUGGAAUGUCUUGCAACAAAGUCGUAUAAUUGAAGUUAUGUUCAAUAUUCA